GUCUCUGAAGUCUAAACAUUACGAAAAGCCAUCCCCUUUUGUAUGAAGCGGAUUGUCAUUAAGCCUCUCGAUCGAAAACCCAGUUUGGAUUUAUAGCUUUUAGUUUCUGAUUUUUGUUUUGUUGUUUACUUUUUUCCAAAUUCUGUGCUUUCUUCGUUUGUUUAUUCAAGCUCUGCAUUUCAGCUCUUUUGGGUCUAAGCUAUUGUAAAAAAAGCAGGAAAUUUUCUCCCUUAGCUGUAGAAUGGAGUCUGAAAACGGGGUAACAAUGGAGGAAGAGAUACUCGUCAGUGAAAAAGCAGAAGUUGAAGAAUCUUUUGCAGAAGAAAAGAAAGAGGAACCCAAUGCUGACAUUAAUGGUGAGGGAGACUCAAAUCUGAAGGAAGAUUCCAAGCAGCAGGGAAAGAAAUCUCAAGUCAAGGCAAACAAAGCUCCUGCAAAUGUCUCCAAGAUCUCAAAAACCUUAAAGGAGCCUAGUAAUAUGAGUGGUGGUAAUUCAAAGAACAUUAAGGUGACAAAGGAUAAACCUCAUCUGAGAAGUGCAGCUCCAGUUACUCGUAAUCAGAGGCCUGCGCUGUCCCAGAGUCUUUCAUUUCCCGCAAGAAGAGUCCAUGGGGAUGCUCUUGUGAAGAGCAUUGAUGAAUAUGAGGAGAAAGCUGACCCCAAACAUGCCCAGGAAAAAAACUCGAAAGUCCAUGUCUCUUCUUCCAAAGGAUCAGUUCUUUUAUUGUCUCGUUCGAGUCAUCCCAAUAGGCGCGGAUCCAUCCAUGCGGACUCGAAGAAUGUGAAUGGUGGUGGAACUACUUCUAGAAGGGCUACUUUAGCAUCUUUCCCUAGCAAUGAGCAAGCUGUGUCUGCAAAAUCUGGUCCUGGUAAUGCGGCUGCUAAACCCUCUUCAUCAUCCGAAUCAGCGGAUUCAAAGCCAAUAACAGCUGCAGUGCUGAUCAAAGAGGAUGAUGAUGUUCAUUCCACUACUUCUGCCACUUCUCGUAGCACUAGGAGGAGUAGUGGGCCAGGAUUCACCUUUAGGUUGGAGGAACGUGCCGAAAAGCGGAAGAAGUUUCUUUCGAAGCUAGAAGAGAAGAUCCAUGCCAAGGAAGUUGAAAAGAAUAACCUGCAGGCAAAAUCAAGGGAGAACCAGGAGAAAGAAAUCAAGCAACUAAGGAAGAGUUUGACUUUUAAAGCGACACCAAUGCCAAGUUUCUACAGAGAGCCUCCUUCAAAAGUUGAACUAAAUAAGAUACCGACUACACGUGCAAAAUCCCCAAAGCUUGGAAGGAACAAGGGCGGUGCUGCUGCAACCAACAACCCUUCAGAAGGUGAUGGUUCUGGUGUUAGCCUAUCCUUGAACCAAGAACGCAACAAUUCAACCAAAAAAAAUCAAACCAAUGGUAGUGAAGAUGUUGCUUCCAAGAAGACUGUAAAGAAGCCCCAACCCAAGCUUCAAUCUAAGGAGACCGCCAAAUCCGAAGAAAAGCCUGGAAAGUCUGAACCGAAAACGAAGAAGACGGAGAACCUUGUGCAGGAUGCUUGUGUUGGGAAGCCUGAAGAAAACCAGACUGAUCCCAUCAACCUUGCCCAAUCCGAGGAUGCUGUAACUGUAGCAGAAGAAAUAAACCCUACUCAGAAUGGUGGGCCGAUGCCAGGUUUGGCUAACUCCGAUAUAAUGGCCCGUCAAGUCACAGUUGGAGGUUGAAGAUCGGGAUUCUCAGGCCUUGUGUUAAUAGUUUCAUUUUUUUUUUACUUAUUAAUCUCAAGUUUCAUGCUGUUGUGAAUAGUAUUUGUAAGUUGAUGACAUUUUUUGGAGUGUUAUUUUGUA
Hibiscus syriacus is the source of this 1816-nucleotide messenger RNA. Its product is annotated as protein WVD2-like 4. Lineage: Eukaryota; Viridiplantae; Streptophyta; Magnoliopsida; Malvales; Malvaceae. The transcript is spliced from 9 exons. The coding region runs from base 242 to 1693 and encodes 483 amino acids. The record is from RefSeq and is a predicted model, not a curated record. Gene Ontology annotation, molecular function: microtubule binding.